UGCUAUCCAGAGACCGACGCGACCGACGCUUGUUUGUGUAUUCAAAAAAAGUUUACUGACGUUUUUAAACACUGAAAUAAAUUAAUUAAAUACAAUUUUAAUUGUAAAACCCAUUAAAAGUGCAGUUAAUGAUCGAAUAUUAGUAAUGAAAAUAGUGAAUAACCUCAAAAGUGUACAAUAGGCUAGAAUAAUAUCAAUCCAUGAACUUUAUUUGGCAAAAGUUUGAAUUUAACGGUCAUAACGGUGGAUGAAUGUUAUCUUGACGGUUGCAUUUGUACAAUUUUCAAUCAUUUAGUGGUCACAUUUGUGUUAAUAUUAAUUUUAAGUGACUUGAUAGUUAAUUUAUCAGGAAAAUUUAUUAUUUAAUUAUCAAAAAAAAUUAAAUAAAUUUCGCAAUGGAUCCAUUUACUAAGAGAAUGCUAGAACGUGCGAAAGCAAGACGGGAAAAAUUAGAUACGCAAUUAUCUAAUGCUGGCCAUGAGAUACGACCACGGAGAAGUCCUCUGAAAGACGCCAAUGCGAUUGUUUUACAAGCUUCUCGUCAGUAUUCUUAUAAAAUAAAUCCUCCAAGUUCAAUAAAAAAUGCUAAAUCUUUUAAUCCCUUUCCAGAGCUUUCUUCAAGCUUAAAUACCACAACUAAUUCCACACAAGAAUCAUUCAAUAUAACAACAGAAUCUUCAUUCAAGGCCCCAGGAACUCCAGAGAAAAGUAAAAAAUGUUCGGAAGAAGUAACAAAUAAAGAAAACGGGUCCCAGAUGAUGUCGAGUGUUAAAUCUAAAUUAGAGAGACUAGGAAAAUUGUAUUCAGAUGAUGAAAGCCGCGAGCUGAGCUCCCCAAUUCAUAGAACUGAGGAGACAUUCAGUGCUGAAGAGUCGUCAAUUGACGAAUACAAGAGCACCAAACGUCAUGGAGCUAGAUUAGAUCGUUUAGCCGCGCUUGCUUCAACUAUUAAUAACUGGGAAGAUGAUUUAUCACAUCCUCAAUUGGUAAAGAAAGAUGAAAGCAAAGCUGAAAAAAUCCAGGCCCAGAUAAACGACAAAGUGAAAGGUGUUAGUGCAGAAUGUCAACCCAGCACCAGUGGAUACAGUCGUUGGAAAAGUAAUGGCAAUAGUGGGAAAAAUUCUGAUAGCAACUUGACAAGGAAUUUUAAAUGGGAUAAAAAGAUUAUUACUAAUCUGGAAUCGCAAGGCUUUACGCGCACGAAAAGCAAUUCUAGGCUCGUGUAUGAUUUUAAGGCUUGUUCUCAGGAACCCAAGACCCCAGAGAAGACACCGGAGAAGAGUGUAGGAGUAGAAAAGCGAGUUGAUAUACCAAAAUUGCUGUCAAAGACGCCAGAUAAGGGGGAUAGAAAUUCAAACACCAGUAGUAGCAGUGGAAAUCGAUCAGGAAACAGGUUUGGGGGUUACUCAGGUUCUUCCAAAAAUAUUAUAACUUCUCCAGGUUCAGUUCUUAGCAAAGCUUCGUUAUUUGAAUCCAAAAGUGUAGCUACCAAGGCUAAGGAUCCCGCGGAGAUGUCGUUGUCGGAGAGGAUGGCUUUAUUUGAGAGGAACAAGGGUGAGGCGUUGAUACCAAAAGCACCAUUGACGUUGUCUGUACCUACGAAUAAAUUGCAAGAGCCAUCAAAGUCUUUUAAUCAAAGUGGUAAAAAUGAUUCAUUGAAUAAAUCAGUGAUGAAGAGCAAAGAAUUAUUUGAAAAAGGAUUACCUAAACAGGAGUUGGAGAAUGAUAUUCUACGUGAUACUCAAACCGAGAGGCAGAAAGAGCUAACAAUGUUGCGUUCGCGUUUUAAUAAAAAUAAAGAAAGUGUCCAGGUGGCUGCUGAAUCUUGCAUUCGGCCAAGAAAAAAUAGUGAAAAUACCGCCAAUGGUUCACCUAAAAAUUCACCAGUGUGUCCAGUGAAACCUACUCCAGCUUCGGAUCAUAUUCCAGUACCUCCACCACUGCCUCAAGGUUCAACGACUCCAAAGAAGCAAGAAGAAAAAGUGUCAGCCAAGAGACAAGUCAUCAGAUCACCUUCCCAAUCUCAGCAUCAAUCUAAACAAGCUGUGAGUGAAGUGAAACGUUUUAAAGUAUCACUAUCCAAGGCUGAACACCUUUACCCUGAUCUGUCAGGGCUAACUGAAUCAACUGACACUGAUACAACUGAUGGUGAGUUCACCAUAGCUUCAACCGAGCCAGAUACAGUGACACUAGAGGAAGGAUCUGAUAAAUCAGACUCCGACUUUGAUACUGAUGAUUACACUCAAGAAGAAGGCAAUACCAGCUUUGAAACAAGCAUUCUGAAAGUAGUAACUCGACAGACAAUUGCUAAUAAAAGACAGAUUGAAUCUGAUGCUGAGAGUUCUACGUCAGAUAUAUCAGUGUUAGAUGAGAUGGAUGAGUAUUUAGAUGAAUGUCUUGCUAAUCAAGAAUCACAUGGACCAACACCUCCAAAGCUCAAUCGAGAAGCUGCUAGUCCUUCAACAGCUUCUUCAAGCUUCAAAUAUUCCGCUGGCUUCCGUUCUCCCAUCAAAGUUACCUCUCGAUCUUCAAUCAAAAAUCAACCAUACAUUGUCGAAGGUGAUAAUCAUGUUCCGCUGAUGUACAGUUUAAGUUCCUAUCGUCGUCAACAGUCCACUCCUAAUAAGACACCUGUGAAACAGGUCAGCAAACUUGCGAUGGAUGAAUCAAGGGAGAUUGAACCACAAGCACAUGGUAUUUCCCAAGAAGCAUCACUUGUUGGUGAUAAAAUUAAAAGAUUGAUGGAUGAAGUAUGCAAACAGCAGACUAUCAUUGGUCAAGCUAGUCAAGCUUUAAAUUUAUGCACUGCUACGGUUGAGUUCAGUGGUUCUAGGGAACAAGUUGAAGGUGAAAGGUUACUUCUGAUUGCCACUCAUCGUCGUCAAGCUGCUCUAAAUGAAAUUCAGAGACUCAAAAUCGAAGGAACUCUACGACCAGCAGUCCCAGGUGAAUCAAUAGUGCAAGAGAGUGGAUCUCUGACUAUCUCAGCACUUACAUUACCUCUGAAGAAAGAUUACCAUGGAAAUAGAGACAUGUGCUUGCAUUUCCUAUGCUUAAUUCGUCAUCUAGAUGUUAUUAUUGCUACACCAGUGGUCCAAGCUGAACUUGGAGACUCUUGUUGUCGAUUCCCAUCAACUUUGAAACUCGAUAAUCUUUAUUCUGACUUUAAAAUCACCAUUGAAGUCUAUUCCCUUGAAACUCGAGCUGAAAUUCUGCCUCAUGAGAUCAAAUAUCAUAUUCAUACCAACAUUGGGCAUAACGGAAGUGGCGCAUCGAGUAAAAAGGCAGGUGGUAAGACACCUAAGAAGUUACAGAAACAAGAAAAACUCAUCAUGCCUUCUGUUCAGUCUCCAGCUGGACCUGGUGCUGUUCGUUCACCUGCCUUUGCUUUAAGUGGUUAUGUAGUUUUCAGCUUGAGAGAAGUCAAUCGUCAGCAGUUUACUUUAAACAAAGUCCCUCGUAAUUCUUCACUCGAAGGUCAUCUGCAGAUGCAUGUGUCUUGUGAAUUAUCAAUCGCCGUUGAACAUCGUGGGUUUUUAACCAUGUUUGAAGAUGUCUCGGGCUUUGGAGCUUGGCAUAGACGUUGGUGCUUGCUCAAAGGAGAUACUCUGUCAUACUGGAAGUAUCCUGAUGAUGAACGCAAGAAGACUCCCAUUGGAAGUAUUGAAUUACAAGGAGUUGUUACGAACAAUGUUGGAUUAGUUUCACGUGAUAUUUGCGCUCGACCCAACACCUUUUUGUUGGAAACUGUUAGACCAACACAACCUGGUGAUGAAGAGAGUAUGAUUGUUAUCAAGAAUGGACCACUGACAACAAUCAAGCAUCUUUUAUCAGCAGAUACAAAAGAAGAGAGAUUAGAAUGGUGUUCUAAGCUCAAUAAAACUCUAAAUUUAAUUCGCGCUUGGGGAGGAGGUACACCUGGUUAUUAAUAUUACCGUAACUUUAUCAUUAAUUUUUUUUAUUAAAGAUUAAUUAUAUAAAAAUAUAUAUUUGCUGAUAUAGACUUAUAGGUAUAUUCAUCAUGAUUUAAUAUUUUUAAUAAUUAUAACAAUAUUAAAAUUAAUA
Molecule: messenger RNA, 4065 nt
Organism: Chelonus insularis
Lineage: Eukaryota; Metazoa; Arthropoda; Insecta; Hymenoptera; Braconidae
Product: anillin-like
Exons: 9
Coding region: 396-3929 (1177 amino acids)
Biological process (GO): actomyosin contractile ring assembly; septin ring organization; mitotic cytokinesis
Cellular component (GO): actomyosin contractile ring
Source: RefSeq, a predicted model, not a curated record